Messenger RNA from Beta vulgaris subsp. vulgaris (sugar beet), 815 nucleotides. RefSeq names its product autophagy-related protein 8C-like. Lineage: Eukaryota; Viridiplantae; Streptophyta; Magnoliopsida; Caryophyllales; Amaranthaceae. Gene Ontology annotation, biological process: cellular response to nitrogen starvation. The record is from RefSeq and is a predicted model, not a curated record. The transcript has 6 exons. The coding region runs from base 189 to 560 and encodes 123 amino acids.
AACAAUAUUAAAUAAAAAAAACCACCAUAUAUUCAUAUAAAUACACAAAAACCUUUUCUCUAUCUUUUUUAUCUUGACUACUCUUUUGAUUGCGACGUGCCACGGAAAGUUCCGGUAGAGUUGUUCCAAUCGCAAAAAUCUCACCUUUUCGUGUUCUGGAGAGAAAUAUUAUUCCUUUGAGUGCUAAGAUGGCUAAAAGUUCAUUCAAAUUCGAGCACCCCCUUGAAAAGAGACAAGCAGAAGCAGCUCGCAUUAGGGAGAAAUAUCCUGAUAGAAUUCCUGUGAUUGUAGAGAAGGCUGAAAAGAGUGACAUUCCUGACAUUGAUAAGAAAAAGUACCUUGUCCCAGCUGAUUUAACCGUCGGACAGUUUGUGUAUGUGGUGAGGAAGAGAGUGAAUCUAAGUCCUGAGAAAGCCAUAUUCGUAUUUGUUAAAAACAUUUUACCUCCCACUGCUGCUCUAAUGUCAACAAUUUAUGAGGAGAAUAAGGAUGAAGAUGGCUUUCUUUAUAUGACUUACAGCGGGGAGAAUGUGUUUGGAUUGAGGUGCAUUGCUAACUGAUGCGUGUGUUAAUAAUCAAAGUUGACUUAAAAUACAAUUGUAAAUCUUCUGCUACUCAUCACUAUCGUUCCGCUGUGUUUCUGACAUAAAAUCAGACUCAACUGUUGAUAGAAUUUCGUCCUUUUUUCUUAGUUUAUGAAUAACUACGUUGUCAUCUAAUUUCUAGAUCAUUAACCUCGAGUUGUUUAGUGAGUUACAUGUUCCCUUCAGUAUGAUGCUUGGUCUUCAUCGGUAUUGUUGUUGAUAUUUUCGUUA